CUAUAUCAGCAGGUCCCGUGAGCCCGAAGAGGCUCAGUACAGAACAUCGCAAGCAACUUGCAUAAUGACGGGGAAAUUUAGUGGUGCAGACGAGCCUUAAAACGGGGAAACAGGAGGAACAUUCCAGAUGCAACGGGAGUGUUUGUAGAGGACGGGCGCAGGUAGCGAUUCCUAACUGAACGCCAUCCAGUAACGCGAGUUGUUCGCUGCAAUGGGCUGCGGAGGAAGCAGAGCAGAUGCGAUUGAAUCGAAGUAUGACGAGAGUUGGACCAGAGAGACCGAAUCGACGUGGCUGACCAACACGGACACCGAGACCCUUCCAACGGGCAUAAACAAUAACCACAACCACAAUAAUAACAAUUACGAGUGUGCGGACAGUGCCCGUCUCAUGAAGGAAAACACCACGAUAUGCGCAGGUAAGGUGGCUGGAGGUGGCUCCUCCCAGCAGAGGAGACAGGAGGCGAACCCUGUGACAGAGAGUGGGAAGCAGCCUAUCAGCUCCAGCUCCACCUCCACCAACCAGAGGCAGGCCCCCUGCGGAGAUGAGAAGACAAAGAGGGAGUCCAGGAAGGUACCAGCUAUGGACAUGAGGUUCUCCACAAAGGAGGUUACCCCAGCAAAGGGCACCCAACUGACCAGCAGGGUGGAUAUUGCACCUAGACAGAGAGGGGCAGAGUGAGAGGGACAUGGGGUGGGUAGGCUGGAUUGGGAGAUGUGUUAAUCCCAGUACCCAGCACACUGAAUGAAGCAGCAGACCCCUAUUUACCCACUAUUUACCUUCACUUCUGGUUGUCACAGGAUGUCUGUAGAAUCACCAGGGGGCGUAAUUCUUAUUUUAUGCAUUACAAACAUAAGUCCUCAAGUAACUCCUACCAUAAGACAGUUUUCAUCAGCAACUCCACCCAUGUAAAUUUCCAUGACAACAUGAGUCACGAUGCUUAAGCCAGGAGCGUAGGGUGGAGAUGGCUGAGGUAAGAGCUUCAGCUACUUUUUGGAUGAUGAUGGGGUGCUGUGGAGUCUUUUGUGAAAGCAAAUUGGAUUUAGAGCAGAAAAGGAUGGUGAAACAGGAAAUGCCUUUGAGAGGGUCCUGCCUACUCACAAACAGAGCAGCUGAACCAUUUCAAAUCAUUCAUACCUGCGUGCAAGCCAACAAAAUACCCAUUUCUGAAGGUAAAAAAGUGCUUUAGAAUUUCAGAAACUAUAUCACAUAGACGUCAUCACUUCACAUGGUUAUUUGUUUGGUUUAUACAAAAUGACAGCUAUUGCAGGCUGUUGAAAAGAUGGGCUAGAAGGAAAAUGAAAAAUGCACUUUCAAGUGUCAGUGAAUCCUUACGACGAGUAAUUGUGUUGGACUUGCGAGAGGCAUGUAAUUACACUGCCUGACCUAUUGUGCUGACGAAGAGCAUGUGUGAGUGUUCUCAGGUCUGACGCUUUACAAUCUGUUCCUUAUGGUAAUGUUGUGCAUAUUAACAACAUUCUGUCCGUUGCAUCUGUUAUGUAGGUCAGCAAUAUCCAGAUGCAAAGAACUGAUCUCCCCAUGGAAGUUCCAAGACAGAACAGGCCCUGACAGGGCCUUCUGGCCUGCUGUGUUGCACAGUUACUCACUGGAUAAGAUUUCAAUACUCUGCACACAGUGUCUUUAUUUAAAUGCCCAUGUGCGCUUCACUGCUCAUACGUCUCAUUAAAUAAUGUGGGGAGCCCUACUGGCAAUGUUACAAACUACUGUACACUAUGCACUUUUUCAGCAUUCAAUUUCCCUGUGUCUAUAAUUGGUGCAUGGUUUUGGUUAGAGACUUUCAGUAAGUAUCCAUGCAUGUGAUUAUUGUCAGUGAUUUAGGUUUGUCCUGUUUACAUCUCUUAACAUGAGUGGAAU
This is a messenger RNA of Megalops cyprinoides (Indo-Pacific tarpon), 1873 nucleotides long. Its product is annotated as brain and acute leukemia cytoplasmic protein. NCBI's taxonomy places the organism in Eukaryota, Metazoa, Chordata, Actinopteri, Elopiformes, Megalopidae. The record is from RefSeq and is a predicted model, not a curated record. The transcript has 3 exons. Bases 212 to 679 code for a protein of 155 amino acids. Gene Ontology annotation, cellular component: cytoplasm.